UUCACUGCACCGGAGAGGAGUGCUCAGAGCACACAGACUGGGAACCCAGCUCUCCCAGCCCACCGAGCCCACUCUGGACCAAGAAUGACCAACACACUUCUUGUAUCUGUUGUUUUGCUACAUUUUCUCCAACAAGGGAGCACGAGCAAGAAAUUACCUGGAGUUGAGCAAUAUGAAAUAGUUUAUCCACGGAAAUUGCACGCAGUGCACAAAAGAGAUGUAGAAAGAAACAAAGAGACAAAAUACGAUGACACAAUGGAGUAUGGAAUCAAAGCCAAUGGAGAGGAAGUCAUACUGCACCUACAAAAAAAUAAGCACCUAUUAGCCAGAGACUACACUGAAACGGUUUAUUCUGAUGAUGGUCGACAAAUAACCACAAGUCCUCAGAUCAAGGAUCACUGUUAUUAUGAAGGUUACAUCCAGAACGAUGCUGAUUCCGUCGCCAGCAUCAGUGCUUGCAGAGGUCUAAGUGGAUAUUUUGAGAUGCGUGGCCAGAAGUACCUCAUUGAACCCUUGGGGACUUCAGACAGAGAGGAACAUGCCGUCUAUAAGUAUGAGAACCUCGAACAAGAGCCCAUAAAAACCUGUGGUCUAAUCAAUAACACCUGGGAAGAUGAUUCAAUUGACCCCAUCAGUGACUUCUUCAAAUCCAGCAACAGUCCAGAAAUGAAAGCAUACCUGAAAGCAAAAAAGUACCUGGAAGUUUACAUAGUUGCAGACAAUACUUUGUAUAAGAAGUAUGACAAAGAUGUUAAAACCGUAAGAGAAAGGAUAUUUGGAAUAGUCAAUUACAUCAAUACGGUUUAUAAGGCCAUAAAUAUCUACGUGGCUUUAAUUGGCCUAGAAAUUUGGACCGACGGUGACAAAUGCCUCCUGAGCCGUGCUGCAGGAUUCACUCUGGACAGUUUCUCAAAGUGGCGUCUGUCGGAUUUAUUAAAUAGGAAAAAAAAUGACAACGCUCAGCUCCUCACAGGCUACGACUUUGAGGGGACAACGAUCGGAUUAGCCUUUACCAAAUCCAUAUGCAGUGAUACAUAUUCUGCAGGUAUUAUUCAGGACCAUAACAGAAAUGAAAUUGCAGUUGGAGCUACCAUGGCACACGAGAUGGGGCACAACCUUGGCAUGAGUCACGACACCAAGGCCUGCACAUGUAGUGAUAAAGUUUGUAUCAUGACGGAUACUGUCAGUUCCAUCAUCCCCAAGAAAUUCAGCUCUUGCAGUCUCCAAAGUUUUGAGAAAUACAUGCUGAGUGACAUGCCAAAAUGCCUAACAAACAUCCCAGACAUAAACAGCAUCGUAGCACCUCCGACCUGUGGAAAUGGCUUUGUGGAAAAAGGAGAGGAAUGUGACUGUGGCACUCCCGAGGAGUGCACAAACGAAUGCUGUGACCCCGAGACGUGCAAACUGACGGCAGGUUCCCUAUGUGCACACGGAGAGUGCUGUGAAAACUGCCAAUAUAAAAAGGGGGGGGUUGUUUGCCGAGCGGUUCAGCACGACUGUGACCUGGCUGAGAUGUGCACUGGCUACUCUGCAAACUGCCCAGAGGACAGAUUCCGUGUGAACGGACACCCCUGCAACUACGGGGAAGGCUAUUGCUACAUGGGAAGCUGUCCCACCAGAGAAAACCAGUGCAAAGAUGCUUUCGGACCACAUGCUACUGAAGGUGCACUAUCCUGUUACCGGAUGAACGAGAAAGGGGUAUAUUACGGAUACUGCAGAAAAGAAAAAGGUAGUCACGUCCCGUGUCAAAAAAAAGAUAAAAUGUGCGGCAAGUUGUUCUGUGCUGGGGGAAAUGAGAUGCCUCGGGAGGGGAGCCUGGUGACUUUCGAGUCCUGCAAAGCCAGUUUUCCUAGGAAUGGAGGAGCAGACGCAGGGAUGAUACUCGAUGGAACAAAGUGCGGGGAUGGGAUGGUGUGCAGCAAGGGACAAUGUGUCUAUGCUGAAGAUGUCUUCAGAUCAACCAACUGCUCUGCCAAGUGCACCGGACAUGCUGUGUGCGACCACGAGCUGCAAUGCCAGUGUGAAGAAGGAUGGGCACCACCAACCUGCGACAGCUCCUCAGCAGUCACCAGCUUUGCCAUUGUUGCUGGUGUCCUGAUUGUCCUUGCUGUCACAACUACUACAGCAGUGUUACUCAUCCGCUUCCGAGUAUUCAAGAAGAGCCGCCAGACCAGAAGGGGACCUGGAACCACAAACCAAGUCUUUGUGAGUCAAGAACAGAGAUGCAGAGAACAUCCAGUCCUGGUGGCACCUGCCCAGAAGACAAAUGAUAAGAAACUCCUCCUUCCCGUACCUCCACUGCAGGAGAACAAACCACAGCACCAGAGCCCUGUCAUAAGGCCAAAAGGUCCCCCACCUCCUGUUCCUUCUACCAAACCAGCAUCUUCUCACACAGAAGAGAUUUUUGCACCUGAGAGAAAACCUGUUCCUCUCCCAGUUCCCAAAGGCAAACCCACACCUCCACCAAAGGCUUUAAAACCUCCAGUUAACCCCAGAGUAUGAAGAUUCUGGAGUAGGGCUGAUUGAGAUAGCUAAAAUUUUCAGGGACAAUAUUUUUGCCCCUUGAUUCCUCCAACUUUUGGCAAAGGCAACCAAGAUCAUCUUCUUGUUCUCUUUUAAAAAAAAGAGCAACCGAACUGACAGCUGCUUUGAAAGAAAAACUUUGGUUUUCAAACAACGAAGAACUCUUUGGUUGAUGACAUCAAGCUACUGUCCAAAAGGAAACGAAGCAGAAUCACUGCUCACACUGAGGUAUAGACUGGGAGUGAGUUAUGAAGCACAUCCUGACUCCUAGCACACCACCAGAAGAUGUGGCUGCACUGGGAUGCCCUGCAUCUACACGGCUCUUCUGGGUACAGACCUGGGAAGAUCAGGGGAAGUAUGGCUACUGCAUGGUUGUAAAUUGUAAACUUUUUGCUACAUUUCUGGAUCUUCACCAGCCCUCUCUUCAGCAACAGACCAGACCUUCUACUUCAGGUGCAAGUUGCAAGUUCUGGGACAAGAAAAGUCCUUCCUGCGCUUUGGAGAAAAGUUUGGGUCCUCGGGGCCUGAACUAGCCUUGGAAUAAUAAGAUUGCAUACUGGCAAGGCAUUGAUUCUGGAAAGAUCCUUUUGGAUCGUGUUGUCUCAUUAAUCCUUAGAUUACCUGUUAAACAAGAUUCCUCUGUUGGGUAGGUAGAGCUGGAGAUACGCUCAAAAGCAAAGCACACAGGAGUCAAACCACUUGCUGCUUGCGAGUGCUCUGGGCUGUGCCAGUUUAAAAAGUGCUCCAGCUGCCACCACUGCACUUGGACAGAAAUAUUUAGAAAAGCACUGUCAACAAAACCCCUAAUCAUUUACUUCAUUUGCCCCUCAGCUCCAAAAAUAUCUGAGUAUUUCUCCAGUCCAGGAUAUACACACCUCGGUCUUUUCGUUUAAUUGCUCUUGUCCCGGGAUGUGUUAUUGUAAAGUUGCUAAUGAGAGCUAGGCCGGGCCCAGGGGUUUGUUAUUAUGGGACAGCACCAUGGCGUGAGGCUUUGCACACUGGUUUAUUACUGAGGGGUUCUUCAUUCCCUUCUGGCUGGUUGGCAUCAGCACUGUUGACACUAUGGGCCUGCUGGCAUAUCUCUGCGUGGUACUGUUGGCCUCGAUGUCAAUAAUACUGUGAGGGUGCUGGCACUGAUGCUGUUGUUACUGUUGGCACUGUUACUAUUCCUGCGGUUGGCACCAGUAUUUUUGGGUUAAAGCGCACAGAAGUGUUUUUCAAGGAAACAAAAUUUUACCAGGAAAAAAAAAAAAAGGAAAAAAGAAAAAAAAAAAAGUAGGGAGAGAGAAACAAAAUUGCCCUGGACU
This is a messenger RNA of Calidris pugnax (ruff), 3830 nucleotides long. RefSeq names its product ADAM metallopeptidase domain 28 (gene ADAM28). Bases 85 to 2502 code for a protein of 805 amino acids. The transcript is spliced from 24 exons. Gene Ontology annotation, molecular function: metalloendopeptidase activity. The record is from RefSeq and is a predicted model, not a curated record. Lineage: Eukaryota; Metazoa; Chordata; Aves; Charadriiformes; Scolopacidae. Gene Ontology annotation, cellular component: plasma membrane. Gene Ontology annotation, biological process: proteolysis.